AUGAACCACCACAACUACCAGUCCGACAUUGCCGCAGAUAGACAACUAUACCAACUCCCAGUAAUUAUUCAAGCAGCACCUCUGCCAGUUCAACCCAUCUACUACAACGGCAUCCAGGUUUGCCAAUAUUCUACCCUCACCCAGGUAGACAUUAACGGCUAUAUCAUGCCCAUCCACCCUGAUUUCGGCCCAUUUCCGCUCCCCAACGAUCAUCCCGCUGUCCCUUAUCCAGCUGAGGAGGGUAUGCAAUGGAUUGGGUAUCUUGCGCCUGAUCCUGAAAAUCCUAUCUUGAUGGACACUCAGGCAUAUUGUAUGAAUCCAUACGACAUCAAUUAUCCACUUGGUCAGACUUCUUUUUAUCCACCCCCUGCCCUUCCUGCUGAUGGAUUUCCUCCUUUCGCUAUGCCUCGUCAACUAGAGUACCAACAGUCCGCUUACUUCAACCCCCCUUCUCCUCCUCUCACCGGCUGUCUCUCCGGCAGUCUUCCCGACCUACAGAAUAGCACUCUCAACAACGGUACCGGUUUAAAUGACCCACCUAUCGCCGAUCCAACAGCUGAACUAGUAGUGAAAGGGUAUCUGGAUGAGAAUAUUAUAGCAGCGAUGGAAAACCGAAGAUCUCUACUGCAUUGGAGUGCGAUUCCUCAUCCGCCGGAGUUGACGGAUGAGUAUUGUGAGGAGGUUAGGAUGGAGCUUGAGAGAUUGAGACCGAUUUGGCAGAGGGAGAUGGAGGCUGGGGUUCCGUUGAGUCAGCCUGGUGGUAUUUAUGAUGGGGGAGAGGUUGGAGGUGUUGUGAAUGGAGCUAGUAAUGAGGAGGUUGAGGAGCUGGAUGGGGGUAUGGAGGGGAUUGAUGAGACGGAGGAGGAUGAUAUGGAUUAUGAUGAUUGA
Messenger RNA from Sclerotinia sclerotiorum 1980 UF-70, 888 nucleotides. RefSeq lists its product with no specific name. The transcript has a single exon. The record is from RefSeq and is a predicted model, not a curated record. NCBI's taxonomy places the organism in Eukaryota, Fungi, Ascomycota, Leotiomycetes, Helotiales, Sclerotiniaceae. Bases 1 to 888 code for a protein of 295 amino acids.